Fusarium keratoplasticum is the source of this 1458-nucleotide messenger RNA. RefSeq lists its product as uncharacterized. The record is from RefSeq and is a predicted model, not a curated record. The coding region runs from base 1 to 1458 and encodes 485 amino acids. Lineage: Eukaryota; Fungi; Ascomycota; Sordariomycetes; Hypocreales; Nectriaceae. The transcript is spliced from 4 exons.
AUGGCGCGCUUUGUGGAUUUGGACGACGAGGAAGACGCUGGGGCGGGCCCUGCGGGUGGUCCUCGUGCUGGGGGCGCCCGAGCUCAUCAUGAGGCCGCCGCGCCGCCGCCUAUGCCCAUGCCGGUCCCGAUGCCGGGUCAGCUACAGUUACAACAUGACGCCGACCCCCAGCUGCAGCAGCUCUCCCAGAAAGAGCAGCAUCUCCUCCUGCUCAAGAAGCUUCACCUGCUGUCCGCCAACGGCCGGAAUGGACCUUGGUCGCACUCCCUAUACAACCCAGAGCCGAUAGGCACCAUGGACUCUUCCACUUUCAGGGCGCCCGUCACGGACGCGAUGCAGAUCUAUCCCAUCGCCGUCGCCGUCGCUUCCUCCAUCGACCUAAACACUCUCGAUGCCCUCUCCCGCACGUGCCGCCUCAUCCAUUAUGGCCUUCUCCAGUACCGCACCAUCCUCCUUGCCUCCACCCUCCACUGCCGUAACGAGAGCGUCCCCGUAGAUGGCUCCGAGACCUUUCGCUACCGCGCUCGCGCUGGCAAUUGGUUCUACAUGGAGGAUGGCCGCAGCUACAACGGCAAGUCGGGCGACUGCGCCCGUGACAUGGUUGGCGAGUGCCGUAGAUGCGGCGAAGUGAUAUGCAGGAACUGUGCCAUCAAGCCACCGGCUCCUGUCGCUCUCCGUGAGAGGCAUAGGAGACUCUGCAAGCCUUGCGUCCACGCUCCGAUAGCAACCCUCGCUAAACCCCCUCUGGACCCUGGCCUUCCCGUCUCCUCAGAGGCUGUGUCGCGACAGAUUUGCAAAUGUGCAGACGAGGGCGUUUGGCUAUGUCAGCCAUGUGGACGAAGUAUCCGCGGUGCUGAUCAUGAAUAUCAACGUAUCUGGCGCUGGCGAAAUCAGUAUGGCGAGGUCCUCGGAGGUCUCGGUACUGGCAUUGGCGAGGGAGACCGAGGCGUCAUCUGCGGCCGCGAGGCAGACUGCUGUGCGGCUAAGGAGCGCGAACAGCAGCUGGACUGCGACGCCGAGGACGCCCGGGACGGAAACGUUGCGACUCCGGGCGGCACGACCCACCCGGCGCCGGUGGAUGCACUCAUCGAUGAGCUCCGCCUCACCCACGAGCGGACACCGUCUCCGUCCCUCGGCCCGGGCUACCUGCGCCACGAGAUCGAGGGCAUCGGCGGCAUCGUAAAGCGCAAGCGUGUCCGCAUGGUGCGUGUCGGUCACUGUGUCCCCGAGUGGGAGGAUGAGCGUGGCAGCGGCAGCCGCGUGCUGGGCCGAGAGGUCCGGGGCGUGCGCCGAAGCUGGUGUGGCUGGUGCUGGCGUGUCAUCCCCGGCGAAAAGGACUACCUCAACGAGCCGCCUUCAUCAUCGUCUUCGAGCCCAGGAGGUAGUCGCCGUACGUCGACAUCUACCACGAGGUCGAAUGAGUUCAAGUCAAGUCGAGGUGAUCUACAAGAAAUUUAG